Messenger RNA from Spodoptera littoralis (African cotton leafworm), 384 nucleotides. Lineage: Eukaryota; Metazoa; Arthropoda; Insecta; Lepidoptera; Noctuidae. The record is from the annotation of a GenBank genome assembly.
AUGAAAACCAUUGUCUUCCUCGGUUUCUUGGCGGUUGCCCUUGCCGCUCCCCAAGCUCCCACUGAACCCAUCCCCAUUCUGAAGCAAGAGAGCGAGAUCAACCCCGAUGGCUCUUACCAAUGGUCGUACGAAACCGGCAACGGUAUUGCUGCUGACGAGAAAGGAGCCCUGAAGAACAUCGGUGCUGAAGAGCCUGCCCUGCAGGUCGAGGGCCAGUUCUCCUACCCCAGCGAAGACGGUGGCAACAUCCAGCUCACAUACGUUGCCAACGAGAAUGGAUUCCAGCCCCAGGGUGCCCACCUCCCCACUCCCCACCCUAUCCCUGAGGCCAUCCAGCGCGCUCUGGCUUACCUCGCCACCGCCUCUCCCCAACCUGAAAACUAA